This is a messenger RNA of Trypanosoma brucei brucei TREU927, 834 nucleotides long. RefSeq names its product prohibitin. Gene Ontology annotation, cellular component: membrane; mitochondrion. The coding region runs from base 1 to 834 and encodes 277 amino acids. NCBI's taxonomy places the organism in Eukaryota, Euglenozoa, Kinetoplastea, Trypanosomatida, Trypanosomatidae. Gene Ontology annotation, biological process: mitochondrion organization. The transcript has a single exon. The record is from RefSeq and is a predicted model, not a curated record.
AUGAGCUUCAGAUUUGUCCAGCGGUUUAUGCUUGGAGUUACAGCUGCCUCUGCUGGAUUCUACAGCUGCUGCUUUGUCGUAUAUCCUGGUGAAGCUGCCAUUCUCUACAAUAGGAUCACUGGUCUGAAGGACUCCGUGUAUGGCGAGGGUUUGCAGUGCCGUAUCUUAGGGCUCGAUGAAAUCAAGGUAUUUAAUAUUCGCAUUCGGCCUCGUGUGCUGAAGACCAUGACCGGCACAAAAGAUCUUCAGAUGGUGAACAUAAGUCUUCGUGUACUCUUCCGUCCGCAGACGGAUCGGUUGCCACAGAUAUACCGUGAGUUCGGCAUGGAUUAUGACGAACGUAUUCUUCCUUCUAUCAGCAACGAAAUUCUCAAAGCAGUUGUGGCCGAGUACAAGGCCGAGGAACUGAUUCAGAAGCGCGACGUCGUGUCCGCGCGCAUAUACCAGCUGAUGCAGAGCAAAGUAUCACAAUUCGGCCUUGUACUGGAAGACUUAUCGCUUGUGGAUAUUCAGUUCGGUAAGGAAUUCAUGGUGGCUGUAGAGCAGAAACAGGUUGCACAGCAGGAGGCAGAGAGAUUCCGUUACGUUGUGCUAGAGAAUGAGCAAAAGAGGCGUGCCGCUGUUGUUCGCGCCGAAGGUGAGGCGGAGUCUGCCCGCCUGAUCUCGGAAGCCAUUCAACGCUCGGGAGGGGGACUGUUGGAGCUGCGAAGAAUUGAAGCGGCUGUGGACAUAGCAUCAAAGCUCAUACCAAUGCGAAACGUAACCUUCCUUCCAGGGGGGAGUAAUAUGCUUCUCCACAUGAAGAGCCAUCAGGCAUCUGAGCAGGCACAUUGA